GCGCGCAGGAGCCGGAGCGCGGCGCUCUACGUGCACUGGCCGUACUGUGAGAAGCGCUGCAGUUACUGCAACUUCAACAAGUACAUCCUGCGGGGUGUGGAUGAGGCGGCCGUGCGGAGCUGUCUGGUGACUGAAGCUCAGACACUGCUGCGGCUCAGUGGGGUGCAGCGGGUGGACUCUGUGUUCUUUGGGGGGGGCACUCCCAGCCUGGCCAGUCCUCACACGGUGGCUGCUGUCCUGGACACGGUGGCCCAGGCAGUGCACCUGCCUGCAGACACGGAGGUGACAUUGGAGGCCAACCCCACUUCAGCCCCAGGCUCCAGGCUGGCAGCUUUUGGGGCAGCAGGGGUCAACAGGUUGUCCAUUGGCCUUCAGUCCCUGGACGAUGCUGAGCUCCAGCUGCUGGGGCGGACGCACUCGGCCAGCGAUGCUCUGCGGACACUGGCAGAGGCCCGGCGCCUCUUCCCUGGCCGCGUGUCUGUGGACCUGAUGCUGGGGCUGCCGGCACAGCGAGCUGGGGCCUGGCUGCGGCAGCUGCGGGAACUGCUUCGCCACUGUGACGACCACCUGUCCCUCUACCAGCUGACCCUGGAGCGGGGCACGGCGCUCUUCACCCGAGUGCAGCAGGGCUCGCUGCCUGCCCCUGCCCCUGACCUCGCUGCUGAGAUGUACCAGGAGGGUCGGGAAGUUCUGCGCGAGGCCGGCUUCCGCCAGUAUGAGGUCUCCAACUUCGCCCGGAAUGGGGCGCUUAGUAUCCACAAUUGGAACUACUGGCAGUGUGGUCAGUACCUUGGCAUUGGGCCUGGGGCCCAUGGGCGAUUUAUACCUCACGGGGCCGGGGGCCACACCCGCGAGGCUCGGAUCCAGACCCUGGAGCCUGACAACUGGAUGAAAGAGGUGAAGCUAUUUGGUCAUGGCACCCGGAAGUGUGUCCCUCUGGGCGAGCUGGAGCUGCUGGAGGAAGUGUUGGCCAUGGGGCUGCGCACAGACGUGGGGCUCACUCACCAGCACUGGAAGCAGUUUGAGCCCCAGCUGACCCUUUGGGACAUAUCUGGAGCAAGCAAGGAGGUGGGGGAGCUGCUGGAGCAGGGCCUACUGCUGCUGGAUCACAGAGGUCUUCGAUGUUCCUGGGAGGGUCUAGCUGUGCUGGACUCUCUGUUACUCACCCUCCUGCCUCAGCUCCAAGAUGCCUGGCAGCAGAGACAUCCCUCUCCUGUGCCAGGAGGAUGACCACAUGUUCUGGUGUCCCAGGACUGUGUCAGCAGGAGCAGGGAUUCUGCGUCAGUGCCUGUCGUUACUGGACUCCAGAGAAGAUCCUGGACAGCAAACAGUUCUGAACAAUAGGUCUGCCAACCUUUCACCCUGAACAGUACAGUGCAGGACACAGGAGGAACUGAGCUGUGCUGGUGGGCCCUCUCUGAGGACGGGAGAGAUCAGAGCCAGCCUUGCUCACAAACAGGGUAUGUCUGGGGGGGCAGGAGCCACAGGCCCUGCCUUUCCACUGUUAGAGUGAGGGUGCAGGCAACUAAGCAGAGAGAGAGGGGAGAG
Condylura cristata (star-nosed mole) is the source of this 1548-nucleotide messenger RNA. It is a transcript of the gene RSAD1, whose product is annotated as radical S-adenosyl methionine domain containing 1. Gene Ontology annotation, molecular function: 4 iron, 4 sulfur cluster binding; coproporphyrinogen oxidase activity. Gene Ontology annotation, biological process: porphyrin-containing compound biosynthetic process. The annotation marks the transcript as partial. Gene Ontology annotation, cellular component: cytoplasm. The transcript is spliced from 10 exons. The record is from RefSeq and is a predicted model, not a curated record. NCBI's taxonomy places the organism in Eukaryota, Metazoa, Chordata, Mammalia, Eulipotyphla, Talpidae.